Messenger RNA from Mangifera indica (mango), 1947 nucleotides. RefSeq names its product inactive beta-amylase 9-like. Gene Ontology annotation, molecular function: beta-amylase activity. Gene Ontology annotation, biological process: polysaccharide catabolic process. NCBI's taxonomy places the organism in Eukaryota, Viridiplantae, Streptophyta, Magnoliopsida, Sapindales, Anacardiaceae. Bases 167 to 1777 code for a protein of 536 amino acids. The transcript has 3 exons. The record is from RefSeq and is a predicted model, not a curated record.
UCUCCUUCAUCUCUCGAUAAUUUCCUCGUUCGCACGAUCUGCCUUUCAUUCAGUUUCUGUUUCUCUUGUGUGAACUGAUUCGGCUUCUGUAUUUCUGACGUGGGGAAAUAUUUUCCUAAGAUUUAUUAAAAUCUUUUUGAAAAAGAAAAUCAAAUAUUUUCCGGUCAUGGAGGUGUCUGUAAUGGGUAAUUAUCAGGGUAACGCGGUGAGUACAGAAUUAGCCUACAGAAAUAUGAAAUUUUGCUGUGUGUCCAGAAAUGAUAAGUUAAUAUUUUCCCGGAGAAACAGUGGUGUUUGUUUGGUGGGUCAAGGAUCGAGGUGGCGAACAGCUCAGCUUCGAUUUACUUUAAAAGCUGUUCAUUCUCAGCCCGUUGUCCAAUCCGAUCGUCUUCCUGCUUCUAAACCUGAAUCAUCUGAUGGUGUAAAGUUGUUUGUUGGGUUGCCGUUGGAUGUGGUUUCUGACUGCAAUACAGUGAACCAUGAGAAAGCCAUAACGGCAGGGCUAAAAGCUUUGAAACUCUUGGAAGUGGAGGGUGUUGAGCUACCUUUGUGGUGGGGAGCAGUGGAAAAGGAAGCGAGGGGGAAGUACGAAUGGUCAUGCUACCUUUCUGUUGCCGAGAUGGUUAAGAAAGCUGGUCUCAAGCUUCAUGUUUCACUCUGUUUCCAUGCUUCCAAGCAGCCAAAAAUUCCGCUUCCAGAUUGGGUAUCCAAGAUUGGUGAAUCCCAACCUAGCAUCUUUUAUAGAGAUAGGACUGGAAAGCAUUAUAAAGACUGCCUGUCAUUGGCUGUUGAUGAUCUUCCAGUUCUUGAUGGGAAGACACCAGUUCAAGUUUAUCAAGAAUUUUGUGAGAGCUUUAAGUCUGCAUUCAUGCCUUACAUGGGUACCACAAUCACGGGCAUCUCAAUGGGUCUAGGACCAGAUGGUGAGCUUCGUUAUCCAUCUCAUCACCGACAAGGCAAAAGUAAAACCCCUGCAGUUGGAGAGUUCCAUUGUUAUGAUGAGAACAUGCUUAGACUUCUUAAGCAACAUGCUGAAGCAACUGGAAAUCCUUUAUGGGGACUCGGUGGUCCUCAUGAUGUGCCCAAUUAUGAUCAAUCACCUAAUGCAAACACUUUCUUUAAAGAUCGUGAUGGAUCUUGGGAGUCUCCUUAUGGUGACUUCUUCCUGUCCUGGUACUCAAGCCAGUUAAUUUCUCAUGGAAAUCGCCUUCUCUCCCUUGCCUCUUCGACCUUCAGGGAUACCGGACUGAAUGUUCACGGCAAAGUCCCACUCAUGCACUCCUGGUACAAAACCCGGUCCCAUGCUUCUGAACUGACAGCUGGGUUCUAUAACACAAUCAACAGAGAAGGUUAUGCGGCAGUUGCUGAGAUGUUCAUGAAGAAUUCGUGCAUAAUGACCUUGCCAGGAAUGGAUCUUUCAGAUCAUAACCAGGGACAUGAGUCCUCAAGCCCUGAAUCAUUACUCAGACAAAUCAAAGCAGCUUGCAGACUCUAUGGGGUCGAGAUUUCUGGGCAGAACUCAUCACUCUCAGAUGGUUCAGCUGGUUUUGAUCAGAUAAGGAAAAAUUUAUCAGGUGAGAAAAAUGCAGUAAACUUGUUCGCUUAUCAGAGAAUGGGAGCUUCAUUCUUUUCUCCGGAUCAUUUCCCUUCAUUCACUCAGUUUGUUAGGAACCUUAGUCAGUCUGGAUUGCAUUCAGACAAUUUAGCAGAAGAGGAAGAAAUUACAGAAUCCUCAAUUAUGAAUUCAGAGACAAGCAUCCAAGUACAAACAGUUUAGGUUUGGUUUACGCUUGUGUAAAUAUAAUGUUAUUGUACCUGAGAAGAUUGUAUUGGGCAGGAGGACACCAGAGACAACUGGGGACUUCUCUUUUUUAUAUUGAAACCAGAAAAAAAAAAAAAAAAUCCGUAAAUUAUAAAUGCAUACCUUAAAGUUCUUUGUUCGUUUUA